Cladocopium goreaui is the source of this 606-nucleotide messenger RNA. The record is from the annotation of a GenBank genome assembly. Lineage: Eukaryota; Dinophyceae; Suessiales; Symbiodiniaceae.
AUGGCGGUGCAGCUGGAAGUGACUGGCAAAGUGGCCCUGCAAAAUGGUUUGGCACGGAUCGAGGUAGCGUUUGUGCGAGCGAGCGGACGUGGCGACUCCACCUCCUCCGCCCGCACCGCGUCCACCCAUGGCAGAGAUCCAAGCCUGGCCAGUUCAUACAAGCCGCUUGCCGUUGACAAGCAAAGGGAUUGGACGGCCGAAGCUACUGACCAACUUCGGUCCAACUUGGCCAAGGCCAAACGAGGUGCAGCUGCCAUGUUGGCUUUGGAGAAUGGGCCCCCUGGGCCCCCUACCAAAAAGCAGAGGCUUCAAGCUUCUUCCUCUUCUUCGUCAAGUUCGUCCGAGUCUGACUCUGACUCUGACUCCAGUGCAGAGCCCGCUCUUGCAGCCAGUGCAGAGCCUCCUCCUGCACAGUCUGACGAUGAGAGUCCAGUGCACCGGGUACACCAAAGGAACGUCUUCGAGCAGAGCGCGAUUGAAGAUGAAAAUGAGGAGUUGAAGACAAAGAACCUCAGCCUAUGUGAAGAGAAUGUGCAGCUCAAGACAGAGAAUUGUGAUCUGAAGAAGACUGUGAAGGCUCUGCACUUGCAGUUAGAUGGCCAUUAG